Messenger RNA from Ipomoea triloba (trilobed morning glory), 2316 nucleotides. RefSeq names its product protein SIEVE ELEMENT OCCLUSION B-like. NCBI's taxonomy places the organism in Eukaryota, Viridiplantae, Streptophyta, Magnoliopsida, Solanales, Convolvulaceae. The transcript has 9 exons. Gene Ontology annotation, biological process: phloem development. The record is from RefSeq and is a predicted model, not a curated record. Bases 89 to 1627 code for a protein of 512 amino acids.
GCUAAGACAAAGAUUCUCAUCGGCAGCAUUCUCUUCCAUUGUCAUCAAUAUAGACAUUCAAAAUCAAGUUCUUUCUCUAUCAAAGGCAAUGACUUCACAAAAACAAGCAAUUCAUAUUGAUGAGACGAUCAUCGUGGAACAAGUAAAAGCUACACAUAAUCUCGACAGUGAAAUAGAUGUCAAUGCGACUUCUGUUCUCAAUUUUGUGGAAGACAUUUUCAACUUGAAUACGAUUCCAAGAGAAACAAGAAAAGACAAGUUACAGCUACAAGAGCACAUUCAAAAGGGGAUACCAUUCUCUGUAUUACAUCUCGUCUUUGAGAUAGGGUGUAGUUGUUUAAAUAAUGUUGAUAGUCACUCAAUAACAAUUCAUCUACUGAGUUUGCUAUCAAUGUAUCCAUGGCACACAAAGGUAGUGAUGAUGCUUGCAUCAUUUGCGAUCAUCUGUGGAAAAUUUAAAGUUGCAUCACAAUCGUGCCAUCGAAGAGGAUUGACACUCAACUUGGAAAUUUUGAAGCAAAGUCUAAAGUCAAUUCAUUCCUCCGACAAUGAAAGAUUAGUCAUUGACGACUCAAUAAAAUCAAUCUUGGACCUUACGAAACUUACAAUUGAGCUUCAAGAUUCAUCAUCAGUGAUUUUGACUAAUUAUUGGAUAACAAGAUAUGUUGUUGCUUAUGCUAGUCAUCGUAUUUUGGGCCUCGAGUCCCAAAAGCAGCUAAAUGAACUUUCCAAUUCAUCCACCAAAAUCAAAGAGAUAAUGACUUUUAGCCACCAAGCACUAGAGGCCAAAAAGAUCAAAGAAAACUAUCAUGCAUUGUUAAAUGCUUUCCAGAAUUCUUCGAAUAUUGUAGAAGUUCUUAAAUUAAUAUUCAAUGUCAAAAAUGAUAAAGAGAAGUCAAUUCUUGACGGCGUCAGGAUGCGGGAACAUAAAAAUAGGCCUGUGGGAUUACAUUUGUUUCAAGGGGAGGGAGUGCUAUUGUUAAUAUCAUACGGUAAACAUUUCCCAUUUUCUGCAUAUUUUUAUGCUUCCAAACGAGUAAAGAUGAUUUGGGUUCCAAUUGCAAAUGAUGAUCUAGAGGAACAUAUACAAAUGCCUGAGAGUAGCUUCAACUACUAUUGUGUAUUGGAUCCACAAAGAUGGAUUGCACCAGAGUUCAUAAGAUUUCUUAGAGAUGAGUGCUUUCCAACUUUUCAAGUCGGGGGUGAUCCUAUCGUCAUUGCAUUAGACAAUCGAGGAAGAUUGGUCCAUUCUAAUGCAUUGCACAUGAUUUUCACAUGGGGAUUUCAAUUGACUAAUGAAAGAACAAUAAGAUCAUCAGACGAUGUAAUUCCUUUAUUAGAAAAUGAGUUGAGGGAAAGGACUCUUGGUGCUGACCGUGUGAUUGGUGAUAUUGAGGAGCAAACCUGUGAUUUUGCGAGAGGAGUUCGCAAAAAGAUCAAUGAUUGGGUGGAGGAUAUUAUGACAAAGACUAAAAGCUCGUACCGCUCCUACAAUUAUACAAGUGAAAGAGAAGAAGCUUUAUGGGCUAAAGAAUCUUGGAAUCUCAAGUUUGUGGUUGGAAAUUACUCGAAACUUAGGAGAUGGGCAAUAACAAUAAACAAGUUCGAGAAUUUACACUUAGGCUAGAAGAAGUUUGUUCCAAAAUCCAAGAGAAUAUAAAAAUUGCCUACAUUGGAAGAAGUGAAAAAACGGCCAAUGACAAGGAGGUGAAAAGGGUGUGUGAUUAUGCAUUUGAUUCUUCUAGUCAUAAGUUCUUUUGGAUACGACUUCAAGGCAUGGCUUUAUCUAGGAUUCAAUAUUUAAGUAAGGCUAGGCUUGAUGAAGAGAAUGAUGAAAUUAUGCAAGGACUCAAAAAAUUGUUAGCGUACGAAGCUGAAGGUUCGACAGUUGGAGUAUGGGCAUUGUUAAGCAAAGCGGACAGAAUAAUUGCAUGCGACAUUGGAGAAAAAAUGUAUGCAGUCAUGAAUGAGUACGAGAAAUGGAAGAAGAACGCAGAAGAUAAUGGUUUUGACAAGGCAUUUAAGGAUUGCUAUGAGAUGCUUGGUUCUUCCUCUCCUACUUUAACUCAACAUCUUUGUUGUUCUCUUAAUUACUCAUCUAAUUUGGACGAAAUCUCAGAGACUGUAUCAUGCCCUCAAUGUAACCACAGCAUGCAAAAAUUUGUCACCUUCUCAUGUUGUCAUGGCUCAAUGACCUCUCUGUAUAAUUUCAACUUCAACUAGAUAGUAUUGCACUUUUUAUUUGUAGUGUAUUAGUUAUCAAGAAUUAAGAACAUGUGAUGUAUUUGUAUAUCUUUUGGUGCUUUUUCUUAUAUG